Messenger RNA from Closterium sp. NIES-67, 951 nucleotides. Lineage: Eukaryota; Viridiplantae; Streptophyta; Zygnematophyceae; Desmidiales; Closteriaceae. The record is from the annotation of a GenBank genome assembly.
CGCAUGGAAGGGACUACGCUGCUGAACGAAAGGGUUCCAGACUUCUGCUGAGAGCAUUUCCUUGCUUGCAGAUUUCUCCCCAGCAGCCAUUUGGAGCCUUAACUUUCCCAACCAUUCUGCAGAUAUCCUUCCCCUUAGUGUCCAUACCAGCUAAGCUGCCAUCAUGUCGGCGACUUUCAAUGGCGACGAGACGGCUCCCUUCUUCGGCUUCAUGGGGGCUUCCGCAGCUCUCGUUUUCUCAUGCAUGGGAGCAGCUUACGGUACAGCGAAGAGUGGCGUCGGUGUUGCGUCGAUGGGUGUGAUGAGGCCUGAACUCGUCAUGAAGUCCAUUGUUCCCGUGGUCAUGGCUGGUGUGCUCGGAAUCUACGGCCUUAUUAUUGCCGUUAUUAUCAGCACGGGCAUUAACCCUAAGGCCAAGGCGUACUACUCUUUUGAUGGUUACGCUCAUCUGUCCUCUGGACUUUCUUGCGGGCUGGCGGGUCUCGCUGCGGGCAUGGCUAUUGGGAUCGUCGGUGACGCUGGUGUCAGAGCUAACGCCCAGCAACCCAAGCUUUUCGUCGGCAUGAUUCUUAUUCUUAUUUUCGCUGAAGCUCUUGCCCUGUACGGGCUUAUUGUUGGCAUCAUUCUGUCGUCGCGUGCUGGUCAGUCUCGCGCCGAUUAGGCACAAUCUCACAGCGACAACGUGGUGGUGCCUUUCCUGAACGCUGAUGGCUUUGUUUGUAGCAAGGAUUGUGCAAGCUUGGUUGCCCGUGUUCUAAUGUUCAUUAGAUCAAGGUCGGGAGAAGUUCAUGUUCUUUGAGUUGUAGGGUCUACGGUAGUAAGCUAUUACUGAAGUAGACGUGUGCAGUCUCAGAGAUAACGAAUGACCAUGGUGGUUUUGUGUAAGUGAUGUGCUCUCCAUGAGCAUGCGCCUAUCUAGCCUAAAACAUAUACAAAUGUAUGUUGACUCCC